Vollenhovia emeryi is the source of this 4062-nucleotide messenger RNA. RefSeq names its product thioredoxin domain-containing protein 11. The record is from RefSeq and is a predicted model, not a curated record. NCBI's taxonomy places the organism in Eukaryota, Metazoa, Arthropoda, Insecta, Hymenoptera, Formicidae. The transcript has 10 exons. Bases 264 to 3026 code for a protein of 920 amino acids.
GACUAUCCCCACUCUACCCCCACCGCCGCUGCAGCGACCGUGCUAACGUUCUCGGCUGGCAUCACUGCUCGGCUGGCAUCACUGUCCCAGAACUCCCAGAAGUCCCAGACCUGUGUGCACCUGUGUGUAAGAUCGUGCUGAGACCGAUUGCCCUUGUGAUCGAGUAAAUAAGAACAAUUGGUGAUUGACGGGCUGGGGGGGAAGGGGAUCGAGGAGAAGCACGAGGGCAACAGCGAUGUGGUGAACGCCGGUGACGACAGGCGAUGGCUGGGCGAGUGUCCAGCGAGGAGCGCGAGACGAGCUCGCCGAGAAAUGCCGAUAACCUAUCGCGCCAGAUCACGUCGACGUCCACAUCCGAGUCAAGUAACGACGUGGCCAAGGAGAGACAGGCGAUAGAGGAAAGACUGCCGGCCAAGAUGUUCUCCUACGAAAUUAUUUGUUUUUUCUUUGCAAUUACAUUCACCGCUUUGGCUGCUCUGCACAGCUCACCACCCAAGCUCUCGAGGCCUCCCGUAGCGAAACCUUUCUUCGAUCAGAAUUCUAUGAUACUGGAUUUCUACAAGGGUCAUCUGGAUGCGAUGAUCGAGAGGAUAACGCAAGCGGAUUUUAGCUUCGUCAUGUAUUAUGCACCCUGGGAUGCAGAAAGCCAGGCGCUUCGGCACGAAUUUGAAAGCGUUGCCCGGUUUUAUCAUCCGCAGAUAUUCUUCGCAGCCAUUAAUUGUUGGCACCCCGAUUCAGAGUGCAGAGCGCAGUAUAAUAAAAUCCACGGUUAUCCAGUGUUGAUGCUGUAUCCGUCCAGAGAUUCUGGCAUUAAUUACAGAGGGAUUCGUACAGCACCGUACAUGAUUCGUUUCCUUGAUGCACUUAUGAAUCCCAUUAUUAGAAUAACACAUAAGGAACAACUGAUGGAAUUGUUAAUUGCCUACGAUGCAGUAGUUGUUGGAUACUUCAAUUUUACACGAUUGGAUAGAACUCCUGGAUACAGGGAGUUUUAUAAGGCCGCGAUACGAUCAUUGGAAAGAGAUCCUAAUAGAGAAUUGGUAUUUGCUAUAGUGACUAGCGCAUCAGCUAGCAAAUUACAUUACGGAGUUUACAAGUUUCCGUCGGCAAGUUUGCUCAUGUGGAAUGAAUCUUUAAGUUAUCCGGAAAGCAGUGAGUGGACCUCCGAGAAUAUCCUGAAUUGGAUCAGCAGUUCUGUUCAUCAACCGUCUCUCUGGCUGCAGCCACCUGGAAUCAAAGCGCUUACUCUCGCACCCUAUCUCCGCGAGGGGCCAGUUUUAUUUCUCUUUACACCACGAAAUCCGUUGCACACGGAAAAUUAUAUUUACAAUUUGAUCAGAGAGAUUGGCUUACAGUAUUAUAACUGUGCAGAUAGUAUGUUGGCAAAGGAUAUAGUCGCACGUCUGGAAGCAAAACGACGUACAGCGGUGAUCCGACACUUUUCUAGGGAUCAAGAAUGCGCCGAUCUAAAGGAAAACAAAACCUAUACUGAGCAAAUCAAGGAAUCAGUUGCUAGCAUAUCAAUUCAGCAGUGGAUCAACAAUAGUUGCUGCGCCAAUGUAGCAAUGAAUAAAUGUCUUUUGUGCAAGACGAAGGUGAUGAAUCCACUGGAGAAGGAAAUGUGUACAGUUAUUUCUAAAAAAUUUAAUGAUGUCUGCAAAGAUACCGAUGUAUUUACAACUCCUGUUACGAUUAGGCAACGUGAGAAACAGAUAUAUAAUUAUAACAAGAAUUAUGUGUCAAUAAAAUUACAGGAAGAGUCAAAAUUAAAGAGGCUGCGAGCAAGUAUAGAAUAUAAAUCGUCAUUAUUGAAGGAAGAAAACGAUUUGCGAUCUGCGAGCAUGGUGAGGAGAGAUUUUUUAAAAGAGAAUUGCAAAAAGUGGAUAGCUGGGAAUGAUUAUCAUCCAUCAUUAUUUCCGCGAGAAUCUCCAAUGCAGUUUAACAUCAGCUUGAAGGAAUCAGUCUGUAAAACCAACAAGACAUUAGCAUUGAUAGCUAUCGACAGUUUGCACUACUUCCAUUUUGCAGAACAUCUGGGGAUUAAUAUCUCGAAACGGAAAAAUAGAACCACUGUCGUCAUCUUGGAUGCAGCGUUGGAGAGUCAGUACGUUAUGCAUCAUGAGUUCAGCGAGUAUGCUCUCAUCGAUUUCAUAAACAAUUAUACGCAAGGUUUGUUACAACGAACGUUACGUUCGGAUAAUUCAAAGCAUCAUAGAGCACAAAAGUUGCUUGAUGAAGACGACAGUAAUAUCGCAGAUUUGCGUCCAAAGGUUCGUGUGCCGGAAUUGACAACAAAAACAUUUCUGGAUACUAUCUUGGAUCCAUCUAAGGAUGUUGUUAUCAUGUAUCAUUCCCCUUAUUGCGGAUUUUGUAGCGCAAUAUCGUAUGUAUACUUGACAAUAGCAUAUUACUUAUCCAACAUGAAUCAUCUGAUUUUUGUAAGAGUUGAUGGAGACAACAACGACUUGCCCUGGGAGUACAGUAUGAAUCGUUUUCCAUCUAUUUUAUUCUUUCCUGCAAAAAGAAAAGAGGACAGUACUGUGUUUCCAUUUUCUGUUCCUAUUACCAUUCCAAACUUGCUGAACUUUGUACUGGCGAACUUGGAUGGCGAUUCCCACGUCGAAGCUUUGACUAAUAUUUGUCAGGUGGGAACUGGCGAAGCGCCGGAUAAGUGUAUUGCUAGGACCCGAAGGCUGUGCUUAGAUAUUAUCGAGCAACUUCUGCAGGAUUACAGAAAGUUAAGGCGGCAUCUAAGCUUCCUAAAUAAGAAAGUCGCGCGCAAUAAACGUAAAAUUAUUUUACUCAAAUUAGAGCAUAUCAAGGACAUACAUUUUAUUCUAGGUUCUACUGUUGAUCUUAGUAAGGAUCGAAAGAAAGCGCGACUGAUUAAGGGGAAGUUUUUUAAGUACUACAACGUUAUUAGAUCGUUAGAAACGGAUGAGAAAAUAGCAAAGCAAAGUUAUGAAUCUCGAGACGCUGUACACGCGUCGACUAUUAAACGAGAAGGGAUAAGAAGCGAAUUGUGAUAUAGAUUUCGCCUUACGAAUCAAGAUACGUCCACAUGACGAUAGAUAGUAUUUUGGAAUAUACUUUCGGCUAAUAUAAAUUUAUGCCAAAUUGGUUACGCGUGAGGGAAAGAGUGUUUUGCUCGACUAUCACUUUUUAUAAAUACAACAGAAACAAAAAGCGAAUUAAUGUAAAAAUCCAGGACUGAUUACACGAUACAGUUCUUUUAACUUUCCGCGAUAGCCGUAAGUGAGUGAACGACGUUGAUAAACACAAAAUGGAAUGCGAGAUAGAGUAUCAACGGAGUAUAAAAGCACGGUAUCUAUUUAAGAUUCUAGAGCAUGUACUCUUCAGGUAUAGAUGCACAAGGAUCUUGAAUAACAUUUUUAGACACGCAAUUUAUAUUCUUGGAUGUACAAAAUUCUUAUAAUUCGUAUAUAUAUAUCUGAUUUAUCAUUCAUUCAAUUGCCCAGUUAGCAAAAUGUUAGCAGAUUCAUCAGAAACCCACAAAACCAUAGCCAUCUGUGUCCACAUUUGGCUUUCGUUUUGGCAACAGAGCCUGUAAAACACACACUGUCAAAGAUUAUCGGCAGAGACCGAACAGAUCCAGUUAUGUGAGCAGAUUUUGUUGUAUUUCUGCUGACGUGCUGGCAACAUAUCGAAUAUAUCAACAGAGCCGGUUCUAAGCGGGGGGUCGGAUGCAAACAAAAAACGAAUUUGGCUACUUAAUUAGCGCGGGAAAGCAGGACCGAUCAAACUGCGAAGCCGAUUAAACUGCGAGGCCGUGUGCGACGCACCGGUUGCACGCGAACCCCGGCCCUGUAUAUCAGUUCGUGUAUGCAAUCUGCAAUCUUUCUGCCUUCAAAAUUUGUAGUGGGCAUUUGACGAAGUCUGUUCCGACAGAUUUUGCUAUCUGGGUACACUAGUCCUAAGAAGUAUCGUCAUUUGUGUUUAGAUUAUUCUUUACAUAGUUUGAUCGAUUAAUUGUGCUAAAAUCGUCAAAGGAAAUGUUUUUUUACAAACUGUGUUGAUUUAAUAUCUUGCCUCAAAUUCCGA